Molecule: messenger RNA, 2275 nt
Organism: Pungitius pungitius (ninespine stickleback)
Lineage: Eukaryota; Metazoa; Chordata; Actinopteri; Perciformes; Gasterosteidae
Product: adhesion G-protein coupled receptor G5-like
Biological process (GO): cell surface receptor signaling pathway; adenylate cyclase-activating G protein-coupled receptor signaling pathway
Cellular component (GO): plasma membrane
Molecular function (GO): G protein-coupled receptor activity
Source: RefSeq, a predicted model, not a curated record
CCAACAGCAGCCGUAUGAAUGGAGCCCCGUCUGACUGCUGAUCUGAGGGCUGCACUCGUCGUCUUCAUCCUCCUCCUCUCUGCGGGCUCAAGUGACAAUGAUCUAGACCUAGAGAGUUUUUGUGGGACGUGGCGCCAUGACAGCGGCGCCCUGAGCCUGAACGUCAACCUCUCCACGGGCUGCAGUGAGAUCUCCAUCUCAGCGGGGCGCAGCUCCCUGUCCAUCGACGGGAAGAUCACGGCUCAGUGCAGCCGGUCCGAAGUGAUUCCCCUCAAGCAGCUGGGCCUCGACUCCCGGGGGGGGGAGACUCCGUUCUGUCUGUACUGGGAGCCACUGCUGGACCUGUUGAAGCUGCAGGUGGGAGGGAAGAACCUGAGUCUGUGCUGGCCCAGCAGCGUGCAGGGCCACUGCUGCACCGAUCUGUCACACGGCCCCAACGCACCUGAGGCAAUCUACGGCAUCAUUAAUGGAACCAUCAAGACCGAUUUGAUCACAGACAAAACACUGGAAGCAUACAAGUUCAGUGCAGCUUCCAUCGACUGCAAAGCAUUAUGUGACCAACAGAACCAGGGAUCCACCCAAGUCAACGUGGACCCGGCUGUAGGGAAUGUGCAGCAUCCGUGUGCUCACAGCUCUGAGGUGGACAUGAAGGAGGGUUUCAGAGGCCGUAACGUCACAGCGCCUGCCACUAAAGGUAGACCCGCAGAGUCCAGCACCACCGUCCACCUGCCCCCUGCUCUGAAGACAGCUGCCAAAAAGACCAGCAAGGUCGUCUGCACUUUCUUCAACAAGAUCUCCCUGUUCCAGGAGGGUCAUAGGGGGAACAGGCUUUUCAACGAUGUGGUGGGAAUCACCGUGGAGAAUGAGGUCAUCGCUAAUCUGCCUGAGCCAAUCAGGAUUGACUUUCACCACGAUGUCAUACCCCAACACCAUUCAAAGAAAUGUGUGUCCUGGGACACCAGGAAAGAUCCAUUGCUGGUGAAUUGGUUGGUCGACGGAUGUGAGACGCGAGAGAAAGGAGCGAAACACACCGAGUGCCUCUGCAACCAUCUGACUUACUUCUCUGUGCUGGUGCAAAUGGAGCCUCGCCCAGUGCGCCACCUCCUGGCCCUCACCACCAUUACAUCUCUGGGCUGUGCUGUGUCUGUAAUUAGCUGUGUCGCUGUCUUCAUUUUCCUCUGCAGGAAGAGGAAGCUCAAUGAGCAGUCCUUUCACAUCCACAUAGGCCUAACGGUGUCACUCGGCCUCCUCAACCUUCUCUUCUUCUUCACCGGGGUCCUGGCCAACGUGGGAGGGGAGAGCCUUUGCGUCUGGGUGGGGGCGGGCCUCCACUACACGCUGCUCAGCUCCUUCACCUGGAUGGGCGUAGAGGUGUUUCACACCUUCUGGUUGGUCCACAUGGUUUUCAGCCCCUCCCCGAAGGCCUGUGUGUGGCACCUGGUCGGCUUCGCCCUCCCUGCACUGCCCGUAAUCAUCCUGGCUGCAAUGGGGGACAUUUACGGAGUGAGAGAGGUGGUGCCAAGCGAUGACGUCUACAAUCCUUAUCUGAUGUGCUGGAUGAAAGACACCCCCAAGGCCUUGCUGGCCCACUAUUUCACCAACAUGACAGCCUUGGCCGUCCUGGUGAUCUCGGGCUUAGUGAUGCUCUACCGGGUCUACAUAAUCCGCAUCAAGGAUGAAUGGAGGCAGAACCACGUGGCUUUUCUCAGCAUCUGGGGCCUCAGCUGCCUCUACGGGACAUCUUGGGGUCUGAUCUUCUUGGACUUUGGACCCCUCUCUGACAUUAUUCUCUACCGCUUCUGUAUCCUCAACGCUUUGCUAGGUUUCUUCCUGAUGCUGCGGUUCUACAUGUUGGACUGGAUGCGGAAGCAGUCCGGCGGCUCGAAUCUGGGCAGCACCAGCACCGGCUCCGCCCGGCAGCACAUGCUACAGGCCCAGGAGAAGAGCUAGACGGGCCGCUGCAGCACCAAAGCUUUAAGGCAGUCUUCUUAUCCGCGUGGAUGAGCGCAUGCUGUGCCGCCUGAAGAGCUCUCCAUGCCCCCUGCACCUGUCCUCCCUCUGGUUGCUGAACACAAGUGCAGCUCAUGGGAGCACCACCUCAUGCACUAUGAUGCACCCAGUCAGUGUCUUGGGUGCAGAUUGUGUUUCCAGUGUUUCCUCUAAGAAAAGCUGCAAACUGAGGGGAAACACUGCUCAUCACAUGUUGGAUCCACUUUGCUUUGGUUGAUUAGAUCUUCACAUUGCUCCCAGGUGGAGCUGACUUGAAUCAACCACA